Molecule: messenger RNA, 477 nt
Organism: Schistocerca gregaria
Lineage: Eukaryota; Metazoa; Arthropoda; Insecta; Orthoptera; Acrididae
Exons: 2
Coding region: 45-359 (104 amino acids)
Source: RefSeq, a predicted model, not a curated record
GUGGCACUUGUAGCAAGGUCCUCAACUUAGAAACCACUACAGCCAUGAAGGUAGCCCUCGUCCUGCUGAUCUCUGGCGUGUUGCUUGUAGCGUACAGCACGCCGCUGGCUGCUGCAGACGAUGGAGACGAAGUGUUCGAAGAUGACGACGAGACUGACAGCUUAGCAGACGAAGACGCUGACGACAGCGGUGCUGACGAGGGUCUAACUGUAGAGAGCAGGAAGGCAGUCAAAGGUGCUCACGCCCGAGCCGGCCACGCGAAACACGCGCGUGCAGGCAGCCGACACGCUGCGAGCAGAGCUGCAAACAGGCCCCACGCCAGGUCAGGCGCCGCCCGCAAAGCCGCCCACAGCGUGUAGCCGCCGCUGCUGAGGGGGCGCCACACCAUGGAGGCGCAGUCUGGAGCAGCUCACACUGUCCUGUACUCUACACCGACACGGCAGAAAUAAAUCACUACUGCUCUUUGCAGAAAAUAUA